UUCUCUGAGGGCGAAUCGAGGUGAAAUCGUAGCAGAAGACUCACCGCGACCAUCGCUAUGAGAAAUCGUCGCGCAUUGAGAGAUAGAAGGAAGAGAGUAGCGUGAAUUGCGGGGGCGGGCGCGCUCGCGCGCGCGCGCGCGCACGCUCGCUGCCAUCAUCCCUUCGUGUGCGCUAUCAUCCCCCGGGCCCCGAGCCCCCGAGAGCGCGUCGCGACCAGUCGCGAUAGCGACAAGUGCCGCCGUCGCCGGCGUCCUCAUUCGCGAAUCGCGAGGGGGACUCGUUUCCUACCGUCCGGUCGUCGUCGUCGUCGUCGUCGGUCGUCGUCGAGUCGAAUAUGACGCGACUCCAUCGCCCGCGGAUCGUAUCGUAUUGCUCUUGACUACCAAGUCUGCGAAGCUCGACCACGGAUGCCGAGAGACGUGACAGCAAGUGCGGAACGAGACGAGAGCCGUCGAGUGUCUCAUCGGGAUAUCAUGUCUUCGAUAUCGGCACAGGGCGUCGUCGAGCGUGCCAGCGCCGAACUGACCAAACGAAUCAACGGCCUGGGAUUACGGACGUCGAAGCAUCAUGGGGGCGGCAAGACUAGCGUCAUGGAGCGCGUGACGAACGUCUUCUGCGGAGGCAGUGGUAGCGUUGCUUAUAUGAAUUUGCAAAGCGCGAAUAAUGUGAACGCGACACCCGAGAAGCCCAGCCGAAGUGCCACACAGACCAUCAACAAUGUGCCAGCGGGCAACAAUAAGGAACGCUUGAAUAACGUCACCCCGAGCAGAACUAGGAUACCCAGAAACAGGAUGAAGAUAGCCGUUCCUUUGGCCAGUGGAGGAACCGGUGGCUACGCGCCACCGACUACGUGGGAACAGUUGAUGCAGGACGAUAAUUUCCUGGGGCGAUUUUUUCUCUACUUUAACGCUACGGAAAGAAGAAUCUUGGCUCAGGUUUGCACGAGAUGGAGAGAUAUUCUCUAUGCGAGACCGCGUCUUUGGACGGGACUAGUGCCGGUGGUGCGAUGCCGUGAGGCUCGCGCUAUGCAACCGAACGCGCGUACCCGACUUUACGCUUCUUUAGUGAGAAGAGGUUUCGAUUCGUUAGUUCUCCUAAGCGCGACUGACGAAGAUAUUCCGGAAUUAACCCGCGGUUUCCCGUUGGCACAACGAUACGUGCACUCUCUAUCAUUGCGAUGCUGCGCGGUAACGGACAGAGGUCUCGAAGCGCUCUUGGAUCAUUUGCAGGCUUUGUACGAGCUUGAAUUAGCCGGCUGCAAUGAGAUAACAGAGGCCGGCCUGUGGGCAUGCCUUACCCCGAGAAUAGUGUCGUUGUCUUUAUCGGAUUGCAUCAAUGUCGCCGAUGAGGCCGUCGGCGCCGUGGCUCAACUGUUGCCGAGUCUCUAUGAGUUCUCUUUGCAAGCUUAUCACGUUACUGACGCUGCGCUCGGUUACUUCAGUGCAAAACAAAGCAGCGCACUCAGUAUCUUGAAGCUGCAAUCCUGCUGGGAGCUCACAAAUCACGGCGUAGUAAAUAUUGUACAUUCCUUGCCCAAUUUGACUGUACUGUCACUUUCCGGAUGCAGUAAAGUCACAGAUGACGGCGUUGAAUUAAUUGCGGAAAACUUGCCAAGACUUCGUUCCUUAGAUCUCAGUUGGUGCUCAAGGAUUACUGAUGCAGCGUUGGAAUAUAUCGCCUGUGAUUUGAAUAAUUUAGAAGAACUCACUUUAGAUAGGUGUGUACACAUUACUGAUAUCGGGGUCGGUUACAUCUCCACGAUGGUUUCGUUGAAUGCUUUGUUUUUGAGAUGGUGUUCACAACUUAGAGAUUUCGGACUUCAACAUUUAUGCGUCAUGAGAUCUCUACAGGUGUUGUCCGUGGCAGGUUGUCCAUUGCUCACAAGUAGUGGUUUAUCUAGUCUGAUACAGCUUCGACACUUACACGAGUUAGAACUAACUAAUUGUCCAGGAACGUCACGAGAACUGUUUGACUAUUUACGUGAACAUCUACCACGUUGCCUAAUCAUCGAAUAAACAAUAAAUAAGAAUAUCUGCGGACAAAACUCCUUUAUAUGCAAAUAUAUGUGUCAAACAAAAAGAGUUAAACUACGAGAAACACAGAUUUUAAUUGAGAAAGUUCGCAGAAAGCAAUAUUUUGAACGAAAGAUGGAAGCAGUACAAUUGAUAGGAGCACAGCAUAAAAAGCAACUGACGUCCAGAUAAUGAAGAAACACUACAUUUUCCUCUAAUGUAAUGGUCUAAGAGGACACUAGCCCUAAAUAUAAUGCAUAGACAUUUUUAAUACAUUAACGUCCCAUGCACUUCCGUUCGUAUUUUUUCAUUCUAUCAUUCUACAUGUAAUCAUGUUACUAGCAUAUACGAUCGCGAUUGUAUCUAUAUCGAUUAGACAAAACAGAAAGAAGACUCUUGCAUGUAAUGAUUAUGUACAGAAGUGAAUUCAGUAUAUUGUAAAUUAGAAAAGAUUGAUAAUGCAUCAGAAAAGAGAGAUCGGUGAGUCUUUCUUUUUGCCUCCUAAUAAUGUAGAAAGUCCGACUAAACAUAUGGCAAGAGACUCAACAGUUAGAACUGUGAUAAAUUUUAAAUUUAUAUUGUAUAUAAUUCUAAUUAAUUCGCAUACAUUUGAACGAUUACAUCAUCAAACGCAUUUGACGGACGUAACAGCCGAGAAAUAUUUGGAUAGUGAAUUUAGGAAUGACGUUUACAUCUUGUUGUUACUCAAUUAUCGUCUCCGCCAAAUGCGUCUAUCAAAUGUGCAUUGUUCCAUUCUUUGCGAUUGUAGUUGCUGCAACACACUUCACACGUUGCUUGAAAGAAAGUAUUUAGCAGAUAUCAAUUACACAGAAAGAAGGUAACAUUCCAAGUCAUAUUAUACCUAGCAACCUAUUCAUGAAUACAUGAUUCGUAUUAUUUGUUUGAUACGUGUGUCAAUAGACAGAAAAUCAUGGCCCACAACUGUAGCAGAUAACGAUAACGCGGUAACAUCGUCAUCCAUAUAUUAUCUUCAUGUACCCCUGUGCAAUCAGUGUUUUCUAAAUUUAAGACUUUUUACUAGCUGUAUUCUUUGUGGUUUCCAACUAAGUAUGUAUUAAUGUAACACAUAAUUAGAUAUAUUUCGCGGAUUUCAAGUGGAUAAUAAUUUUAAUAAUUUAUUACGUCGAUAUGUAUGUGUCGUAUUACAUCUUUCAUUGGUAUAUAUAUAGAUAUAUAUGUUUUGUGUGUGUGUGGGUGUGUGUGUGGGUGUGGGUGUGUGUACACAUACACACACAUCGAAAAAAAAAAAGCUAUUAAUGAUUAAAUAAGUGCAUCAUAUUAAUCAAUUUAAACGAGCGCUACGUCUGAGUUGCGCAUUAAGACAACAGCAAUAGAAUGCCAAAGAAACUUUUUCUUAAUUUACAAUUGCACUAUUCAUUUAAGACGCAAAAAAUUUUAAAAACGCUAUGCAGCAUACAUAUAUCAUGCAAUCAGUAUUUUUUAAAUUUAAGACUUUUCACCAACAUUCGUUGUGGCUAAUGCUAUAUAAUGAAGUCAGAUUUGCUAUUAAAAAGUCUGAAAUUUAAGAAACAUCAAUUGCACAAUAUAUUAUUGCAUUAUGCGUCUUUCGUUUUAAUACAAAAGAUUUAUAUAAUAAAUUGUCAAAACGUUGUAUCUUCUGGAUUAUAGCAAUAGCUUUGGAAUAUAUGUUCUGUUAAAUUAAGUUAUAGAUAAUCUCUCAAAGUAAUCUAAUAAUCGUAUGCAAAUAUCAUUUUUAUGCAUUGUCACAUGUUUGGCAUAUAAUAACUUUGUAUAUAUUGUACAAACUACACCUAUAUAAUUCUGUUAUCAAUCAAAACUGAACGUAAAUAUAUCUAUACAGGCAAAGCUAUAUUGAAAAACCGAGUCACACUGUGAGAUAUUGCUCACGGAUUGAACGUUCAAUGAUGACACAAUACAAUGGAAUGUGCUGUGAAAUAAAAAAUAAAAAUUUA
This is a messenger RNA of Temnothorax curvispinosus, 3968 nucleotides long. RefSeq names its product F-box/LRR-repeat protein 16. NCBI's taxonomy places the organism in Eukaryota, Metazoa, Arthropoda, Insecta, Hymenoptera, Formicidae. The transcript is spliced from 7 exons. The coding region runs from base 409 to 2016 and encodes 535 amino acids. The record is from RefSeq and is a predicted model, not a curated record. Gene Ontology annotation, molecular function: protein binding.